CAAAAAGAAAAGAAGCGUCCCCUCAAGCGAAGAAGGGCUUGGACUGGAAUUUGAUCAUGGCGUUGCCCAUCCCACCCACCACAACCGAUUCGUCUGAAACCCCAUUCAUGUAGUGCCGGUGGUCCGGUUCAGACUUUUUCUCACCGCCCUCAUAUUACACCACUUCUCUCUACUCGACAUACCUGUAGACAUCACUCAACGAUUGGCCUUCGGUGUCCAUUCACCCAACCCAUCUGAUGAUAUACAUGUAUGCUGCCCCAAGGCGGAGUGCAUGAAAGAAGGAGGGAGAAGCCGCGUUGAUCCGUGUGAUCAGGCAGACCCCGGUCUCGAAUACCACCAAGCAAAACCAUUAACGCAUGUAAUUAUCCCGUCAGGGAGUGGGAAGAAAUUCACGUACCCAACGCCGAAGUCGCGUAAAUGGCCGAAGGCGAGGAAAUCGGGUCGGCGUGGAAGAUUAUUCCGUCGCUUAGCUCGCGAAAUAUCGCUGCCACAGUUGAAUUCUAUACGAGCGAGCUGGGGUUCACCUUGGGCGGAACAAAGUCCGAGAACGAUGACGACUCUCAGCUCUACUUUUACUCCGUCUACGCAGGAAACAAGACUGCUGCCAACAUCUACUUCUUUCUGUGCGAUGACAACGAAUUCCAUCCUGGAGGAGUAAUGAUCGCCUUGGGCACGGCAGGUCUGGACCACUUCCAAGACCUCUUGAUCUCUAGGGGCAAUGUCGAAGUUGUCGAAGCUAUCCGCGAUACGCCUUGGGGUUACCGUCAGUUCACAAUCAAGGAUAAUGAUGGCAAUCGUCUGACGUUCUUCAAGUUCUUGGAGGGAGGAAACCCAGGAACCGACUGAUAUCACAAUCUUAUGCACGUCGGGUUGAGCUUCUUAACUGGAUAUCAAUUGAGUAUCGAAAAUUUCUCAAGACGUACUAAGUGAGAGCAUGCGUGCUGAAGAAAGAUAAUUCAUGGAGGAUUUCCAUAUAACGGAUCUGGGGAAAUCGCAAACUCAUGCUGAGCAGUAAAUUGGUUCAUGUUGUUCUGCGUGCUCAUACCAUGGAAGAACAUGGGAUCCAGGUCGGGAAGCCAGAAUUCAAAGAGAUUCAUCA
Messenger RNA from Colletotrichum phormii, 1099 nucleotides. RefSeq names its product Glyoxalase/Bleomycin resistance protein/Dihydroxybiphenyl dioxygenase. The transcript has a single exon. NCBI's taxonomy places the organism in Eukaryota, Fungi, Ascomycota, Sordariomycetes, Glomerellales, Glomerellaceae. Bases 418 to 846 code for a protein of 142 amino acids. The record is from RefSeq and is a predicted model, not a curated record.